AUGUUCCGUGGCUGCACUCUGGACAGAUUCCUUUGCAGACCUACAGACACUUUGGCAACCAUGUUGAAGAUAUUUGCUAUUCUGGCAGCUCUUGCUGGUCCUCUGAGCUGUGUUGUUGUGACUGUUCCAGAGAAGACUGUGAACACAACAGUUGGUGGGAAUAUCACUCUUCUCUGCACAUAUAGAACAGAGAUGAUUGCAACUAACCUGCUUAUCCAGUGGAUCUUUUACAGUGCCCAAGAGAGAAAAAAAGACACGAUCUAUUUUUCUCAGAGCGGCCAGUCAUAUUCCUACGGAGAGUUUAAAGGCAGAAUCCAAGCUGCAAACAACACAGGAAAUGCAUCAAUAACUAUCUUCAACAUGCAGGCAUCAGACACGGGUAUAUAUAGCUGUGACGUUUUCAAUCCUGUGGACACAAAUGCACAGAAUGAAAAGUCCGUGGCUGUCAGCGUCUUAGUCCCUCCAUCCCAGCCUCACUGUGGCCUUCGUGGGACACCCGAGAUGGACCACCUCGUCUCCCUGUUCUGCUUUUCCGAAGGAGGGAUGCCUGUUCCUACUUACCAGUGGCAAAAAGUAUCAGGGGACACAGUCACGCCUGUGACAGAGUCAUAUAAUCCCAAAACGGGUCUCUUUGUUAUUGGCAACCUGACAAAAUUUGAAGAAGGCUAUUACCGCUGCAUGGCUACCAACCGUCUUGGAAACAGCAGUUGCGACAUAAGUGUCACCACCUCUCAUUCUGAAGGCGGCAUCAUUGCUGGGGCGUUGAUCGGAGCAAUUCUAGCGGCUGCUCUGAUCUGUGGCGUUGUCUGGUUCUUAGCUUCAAAGGAGAAGAAAAAGAAGAGAAAAGAGAAAGCCGCAGUGAAUGAAAUGCAGGCUGUUGAUCAGAAGGAACCACUGAAUGCUGAGUAUACUGCUGUGCCCAGCCAAGAAAAUGUGCCUGUGGCAGCCAUUCCUCCAAGCAAAGAAUCCACUGAAACAAAUGAAUAUGUCACUCCAGAGGAGAUUGAAGUGGCCGCGGUGCCUGAAAAUGAGAUGCAAGAAGCAGAGCACCAGCCAGUGGCCUAG
Messenger RNA from Eublepharis macularius, 1065 nucleotides. It is a transcript of the gene VSIG1, whose product is annotated as V-set and immunoglobulin domain containing 1. Gene Ontology annotation, cellular component: plasma membrane. The record is from RefSeq and is a predicted model, not a curated record. Bases 1 to 1065 code for a protein of 354 amino acids. The transcript has 8 exons. Gene Ontology annotation, biological process: maintenance of gastrointestinal epithelium; epithelial cell morphogenesis. NCBI's taxonomy places the organism in Eukaryota, Metazoa, Chordata, Lepidosauria, Squamata, Eublepharidae.